CCGGUGCCUCCAUACCCUGGUCGGUCUGACCCUCUCUUCGACGGCUGGAGCCCAGGCCCGACUACUCCCAGCAUCUUUAACCCCCUACUCCACCCCUGUGUGUCUUUAUCCCCGCCGAGGGACCGUCCGAUCUUCUCAAAUCUCUCAGGGGACUCUGCACAUUCGUCGGUCCCCACCCCCUCUUGCCUGGUCCUCUGCUCCCAGGCCAGGUCUGUUUGCCCCUCGCCGUCCGUGUACUCCGUCUCCCCACCCCCACCAGAUCCGCCGUCCCCUCGACCCAGUCCUCCCAGAGCCGCACCCCCAGCCCACGCUCGCCUGCCCCUGCCAGUCCAGUCUCCGGUCCUUUUCACCACCGGGCGGAGGGCGGGCCGCCUGUCUCCCUAGCCUCCAGUGCUUGGGUCCCAGGCGGGCGGACUCUCACGGCGCCGCCUCCUUGCCCUAUCUCUUCUUUCAGUCUCGGUGUCUUUCUUGGCUUUCCAUCUGUCUCUGAGCUGGGCGUGGCUCCAGCCUCCACCAUUCCCCUGUCCUCUCUGAUCCCCCGUGUCCCUUCUCCGGGUGGUCUCUGCCUGGUGCUGUCAGUCUCUGUCCCACUGGAGAGACGCCACCCCCUCUGGGGGCCCAGUAAGGUGAUGAGGACAGCAGUGACGGGAGUGCUCUGCCCUGCCGGCUGGCAGUGGAGAGGGAGCACCAUCACAACUGCUCCCACUUCCCCAACUCUCUUAUACAGGGGAGGGGAGAGAAGGGAGCCUCACUCAGCACCCCACUCAAACCUGGAGGACUUAGACUGAGUGGGGGAGAUCCCUUUUUCCUUUGGCCGCUACCCUGGGCCCUCGGAGGAGUCUGGCUUCUGUUGCUGUAGUAUCUGUGUCUGGACUUGCUCCAUCAUGGCACCCUUCCUGCGCAUCUCCUUCAAUUCCUAUGAGCUGGGCUCCCUGCAAGUUGAGGACGAAGCAAGCCAGCCUUUCUGUGCUGUGAAGAUGAAGGAGGCACUCAGCACAGAGCGAGGGAAGACACUGGUACAGAAGAAGCCCACCAUGUAUCCUGAGUGGAAGACAACGUUCGACGCCCACAUCUAUGAAGGCCGUGUUAUCCAGAUUGUGCUGAUGCGGGCAGCUGAAGACCCCGUGUCUGAGGUCACGGUGGGCGUGUCAGUACUGGCUGAGCGCUGCAAGAAGAACAACGGCAAGGCUGAGUUCUGGCUGGAUCUGCAGCCUCAGGCCAAGGUGCUGAUGUGUGUGCAGUAUUUCCUGGAGGAUGGGGAUUGCAAACAGUCUAUGCGUAGUGAGGAGGAGGCAAAGUUUCCAACCAUGAACCGUCGUGGAGCCAUUAAACAGGCCAAGAUCCACUACAUCAAGAACCACGAGUUUAUCGCCACCUUCUUCGGGCAGCCCACCUUCUGUUCUGUGUGCAAAGAGUUUGUCUGGGGCCUCAACAAGCAAGGCUACAAAUGCAGGCAAUGCAACGCUGCCAUCCACAAGAAAUGCAUUGACAAGAUUAUCGGCCGCUGCACUGGCACUGCCACCAAUAGCCGGGACACCAUCUUCCAGAAAGAACGCUUCAACAUCGACAUGCCUCACCGAUUCAAGGUUUAUAACUACAUGAGCCCCACCUUCUGUGACCACUGUGGCAGUUUGCUCUGGGGACUGGUGAAGCAGGGAUUAAAGUGUGAAGAUUGUGGCAUGAAUGUGCACCACAAAUGCCGGGAGAAGGUGGCCAACCUGUGUGGUAUCAACCAAAAGCUCUUGGCUGAGGCCUUGAACCAAGUGACCCAGAGAUCUUCCCGGAAGCUGGACACAACAGAGUCUGUCGGAAUAUACCAGGGAUUUGAGAAGAAGCCAGAAGUCUCUGGGAGUGACAUCCUAGGUGAAGCUGGGUCACAUAUCUCUUUAAAGCUAUCAUUCCCCAGCAGGGCAAAGGAAAAGGACAGUAGUGAGACCUGCGACAACAACGGGACCUAUGGCAAGAUCUGGGAGGGGAGCACCCGGUGCACCCUUGAGAACUUCACCUUCCAAAAAGUACUUGGCAAAGGCAGCUUUGGCAAGGUGCUGCUGGCAGAGCUGAAGGGCAAAGACAAGUACUUUGCAAUCAAGUGUCUGAAGAAGGACGUGGUGUUGAUUGACGAUGAUGUAGAGUGUACCAUGGUGGAGAAGCGGGUGCUGGCGCUCGCCUGGGAGAGUCCCUUCCUCACCCACCUCAUCUGUACCUUCCAGACCAAGGACCACCUGUUCUUCGUGAUGGAGUUUCUCAAUGGGGGUGACCUGAUGUUCCACAUUCAGGACAAAGGCCGCUUCGAACUCUACCGGGCUACGUUUUAUGCAGCUGAGAUCAUCUGCGGACUGCAGUUUCUACACAGCAAAGGCAUUAUUUACAGGGACCUCAAGCUGGACAAUGUGAUGCUAGACAGGGACGGCCACAUCAAGAUCGCUGACUUUGGGAUGUGCAAAGAGAAUAUAUUUGGGGAGGGCCGGGCCAGCACAUUCUGCGGCACUCCUGACUACAUCGCCCCUGAGAUCCUGCAGGGCCUGAAGUACUCCUUCUCGGUGGACUGGUGGUCUUUCGGGGUCCUCCUGUACGAAAUGCUCAUCGGCCAGUCCCCCUUCCACGGCGACGAUGAGGACGAGCUCUUCGAGUCCAUCCGGGUGGACACACCACACUAUCCCCGUUGGAUCACCAAGGAAUCCAAGGACAUCAUGGAGAAGCUAUUCGAGAGGGACCCUGACAAGAGGCUGGGAGUAACAGGAAACAUCAGGAUUCACCCCUUUUUCAAGACUAUCAACUGGUCCCUCCUGGAGAAGCGGAAGGUGGAGCCGCCCUUUAAGCCCAAAGUGAAAUCCCCUUCAGACUACAGCAACUUUGACCCAGAGUUCCUGAAUGAGAAACCUCAGCUUUCCUUCAGUGACAAGAACCUCAUCGACUCUAUGGACCAGGAAGCCUUCCAUGGCUUCUCCUUUGUGAAUCCCAAGUUUGAGCAAUUCCUGGACAUUUAAUUAAGCUCCCAGACCUGCUUUAAACGCCCUGGCAGAGUAGGCCCGUCUGCCCUGGUUUGCACCGCAUUGCCCGUGGAGAACAGUGGGUGACUGGCUGAUUUCUGCUGCCACCCCCUCCUCCUUGGAGAGUCCGGCUCCUGCUGGCUGGGCUCACAGUACUUCCUCUGUGAACUGUUUGUGAAUUUGCCUUCCCUUUGCCAUCAGAGGGAAACUGUAAAUCCUGUGUUUCAUUACUUGAAUGUAGUUAUUGAAAUAUAUAUUAUAUAUAUGCACAUAUAUAUAAUAGGCUGUAUAUAUUGCUCAGUAUAGAAAGCAUGUAGGAGACUGGUGAUGUGUUGACCUUUUUAAAAAAAAACAUAUGUAUAUGUGUGUAUAUAUAUAUACACACAUAUACAUAUAUAUGUGUAUGUAUGUACGUAUGUAUAUAUAUAUGACCAAAAGAAAAGAAGAGCACAAGCUGUCUGAACCACAGGUUCUUUUAUGUGUGUCUAAAUAAACACUGAAUGGUACCAAC
Molecule: messenger RNA, 3501 nt
Organism: Mus musculus (house mouse)
Lineage: Eukaryota; Metazoa; Chordata; Mammalia; Rodentia; Muridae
Gene: Prkcd
Product: protein kinase C, delta
Exons: 18
Coding region: 885-2987 (700 amino acids)
Biological process (GO): neutrophil activation; positive regulation of glucosylceramide catabolic process; negative regulation of glial cell apoptotic process
Cellular component (GO): cytosol; cytoplasm; mitochondrion
Molecular function (GO): enzyme activator activity; non-membrane spanning protein tyrosine kinase activity; protein serine kinase activity
Source: RefSeq, a predicted model, not a curated record